Postia placenta MAD-698-R-SB12 is the source of this 700-nucleotide messenger RNA. RefSeq lists its product as hypothetical. The record is from RefSeq and is a predicted model, not a curated record. Lineage: Eukaryota; Fungi; Basidiomycota; Agaricomycetes; Polyporales; Adustoporiaceae. The transcript has 4 exons. Gene Ontology annotation, biological process: box C/D snoRNP assembly. The coding region runs from base 18 to 671 and encodes 217 amino acids. Gene Ontology annotation, molecular function: box C/D methylation guide snoRNP complex binding.
AAACAUUGAGACAGAAGAUGGCACCCAACGACGCAUCAACAGGCAAGCCACGCUCAGUCGAAGUGCUCGAAGUGGAGGACGAUGAUCAACGCCAACAACGCAUGAGCGAUAUAUUCAGGAGAUUGAACAGCCCGUCUCAACCUUUACCAGGAGACACCCCGACGCUGCCCGUGCUUCCCCGCAGAGACGACGGUAGCUUGCCCGCCGAGCCGUCCACGGACUUGCUCUCUCGCGUACAAGCGUUCCUUCCACAGCUCGCCGCGUCGAACGCCGACCUGCUUCGCCGCGCACAAGAGGACCCGUCCAGCGUCGACAUCGAGAACACCGCCGAUGUCGAGCGGAUCAUAGAAAUGAACCUUGGGCUCGGUGUGUUCGAGCAGCGCGCGCCUGCACCAAGCACCACUCCGUAUGACGCGGACCUGCGCGAGGAUGACGCAGACGCGACGAGGCAGUCUUCAUCAGACCACUCAGACACCGAUUCUUCCGAUUCAGACUCGGAGACAGAGAGCUCCGACUCCACGUCUAACUCUAACUCUAAUUCCGACUCUGACGCUGACGCCUCAAUGGACGACGAAUCCUCUCCAAAGAGACCUAUAAAACCACUCCCCCGUGGCAAAUCGUCCCGCCCAGAGAUAGUCAUAUUAGAUGGUGACCGCCAGCCCACACAUUGAACAUUAUACAUUUGUGCAUGUGAGACAAA